Nicotiana attenuata is the source of this 695-nucleotide messenger RNA. RefSeq names its product non-specific lipid-transfer protein A-like. Gene Ontology annotation, biological process: lipid transport. Gene Ontology annotation, cellular component: membrane. The transcript has 2 exons. Lineage: Eukaryota; Viridiplantae; Streptophyta; Magnoliopsida; Solanales; Solanaceae. The coding region runs from base 155 to 499 and encodes 114 amino acids. The record is from RefSeq and is a predicted model, not a curated record. Gene Ontology annotation, molecular function: lipid binding.
ACCACAGCAAAGAACAACUUACUUUUCUUAGAACCUAUCAUAUUCCUAUAUAUACCCUCCUAAGACACUGCUAGUCAUCAACAAGGCCAAUCAAGAAUACAGAGAAAAACACCUGCCUUAAAACUAUCCUUUUUCUUACACAAAAACUGAAAAGAUGAAGGGAAUCAUCAUUGCCAUUGCAGUGCUGGCCAUGAUUCAGGUCAUGUUUGAGCCAGGACAAGCUCUUACCUGUGGUCAAGUGGACGCUUCUUUAGCACCAUGUAUCCCUUACCUCACUCAGGGUGGUGAUCCAAGUUCAGCUUGCUGCAGUGGGGUGAAAAGCCUAAACGAAUUGGCUCAAACCACAGCUGACAAAAGGACAGCUUGCAAUUGUGUCAAGGCUGCUGCUAAUAGGUACGCGAACCUCAAAGACGAUGCAGCUCAAGCUCUUCCCACCAAGUGUGGUGUCACUAUGGAUACCCCUGUCUCCAGAACUGUUAACUGUGAUAUCAUCAAUUAAAAGACAGGAGGAAAACAAAGAGCAUCUGCAAGAAAAUAAAAAAGGAUGACUUCUCAGUGAAUCCUUAUAUUUCUUUUUGCCUAUAUUGUAUUUCUUCUCUUGUAGCGUAAAAUAAUGGUUCUGGACUCAGUGACAUUGGAGAACCAUUUUUCAGUACUCUAAGCUUUAUCAAGUUAUUCAAGCUUUCUGAUGCCAA